AUGUUUGACCACACGUCUGGAGCCUGUCCUACCCCUCCCGACACAGCUGACAGCGCGACUCGCUCACAGUGGCUUACUCGUGACGCUGCCGCUCGCCUAGCCGUUCGCAACCACCUGCCGAUAGCCGAACGCGGUCACUUUGACCAGCCUAAAAUUGCUAAAGCCCUCUACGACGCUGUAGUCGCCCGCUACUCUUCCCCUGCCACUGCAGCUCUCGGCCGCCUCAUACUACCCUACCUGUUUCCCGAGCUGUCCUCCUUUGCCACUGUAGAGGACCUCAUCACUCACCUUCGCUUCAUGGACGCUCGCUACCGUGCUGCCCUCCCAGCUGAUUUUGUCCCCAAGAACGAGCCCCCAAUUUACAUCACUCUCUACUUUAUUGUCACUCGCCUCCCUGACUCUCUUCGCGCAGUCCGAGACACCUUUCUCGCCCUUAACCCCACAGACCUCACUAUGGACCUGCUUGAGAAGCACCUCCUUGCAGCUGAGACUAGCAUAGUCGCUGUAGGUGCUGCUCGUGGCACUCCCCGCACGCCCUUCUUAGAGGGGUGCUCCCCCUCGCCCCUUGCCCCCUCUGUUGCUUCUGCUGCUGCUGUCGACUUCCUUGGUGCUGAGGAGGUCGGUGCUGCUUCUGCUCCUAGUGGGAAGCGCCGCAGCGGCAAGGGCAAGGGAGGCAAGGGUGGUGGGGGUGGCGGCAGGGGGGGGGAGGGGGGGGUGGUGGUGGCGGUGGUGGAGGCGGUGGAGGUGGCGGAGGUGGCGGUGGGAGUGGUGGCGGGAGCGGGGGCGUCAGUGGCGGCGGUGGCGGCGGUGCUGGGGUUGGUGGUGGUCGUCAUGGCGGCAGUGGGAGUGGUGGCGGCGGUAGUGUGGCGGCGGAGGGGGUAG
Molecule: messenger RNA, 882 nt
Organism: Closterium sp. Yama58-4
Lineage: Eukaryota; Viridiplantae; Streptophyta; Zygnematophyceae; Desmidiales; Closteriaceae
Source: the annotation of a GenBank genome assembly